CACUCAAGUAUCCAGUUUCUCAAGCUCAAAAUUCUCAAGUUACACCUGAUCAUGAAAGAUCUGAAGACCAGCCUGAGCUUAUGUCGUCCCCGCCUAAAAAAAAGAGAAAGACACUUCCAUUUGCGCGGCUUUUAACUGAAGAGGAAAGUUGGCAUCAGUUAAAUGAGUUGAAUGAGGAAGCAGAACGAAAAGCUGAAGAAAUAAAGCGAAAAAAAGAGGCGGCGGCCCAAAAAAAAGAAGCAGCGGCCCAAAGAAAAGAAGCGGCAGCCAAAAAAAAAGAAGUGGCAGCCAAAAAAAAAGAGGCACUAGCUAAAAAAAAGGAAGCAGCCGCUCAAAAAAAAGGCGGUGCAACGACUAAUUCUAACACUAAAAGAAAAUCGGGUUAA
This is a messenger RNA of Racocetra fulgida, 386 nucleotides long. NCBI's taxonomy places the organism in Eukaryota, Fungi, Glomeromycota, Glomeromycetes, Diversisporales, Gigasporaceae. The record is from the annotation of a GenBank genome assembly.